Solanum lycopersicum (tomato) is the source of this 2985-nucleotide messenger RNA. RefSeq names its product alpha-amylase. The record is from RefSeq and is a predicted model, not a curated record. Gene Ontology annotation, biological process: carbohydrate metabolic process. Lineage: Eukaryota; Viridiplantae; Streptophyta; Magnoliopsida; Solanales; Solanaceae. Gene Ontology annotation, molecular function: calcium ion binding; alpha-amylase activity.
UAGCGGCGAUCUGAUUAUACUCUCAUCAUCUUAUCGAAGUUGCUCAUGUAACUUUGUCCUUGAUAGUUGGCUAAUACUACAACUGGAAUUAAGUGUAGUAAUUCGGAACUCUGUUGGAAGUGCUAAUGCUUAAGUGCUGGUUAUUGUAAACAGUAAACCCCAUCCGAGUUAUUAUACAGGGCUGAUGAAAUGCUGCUCAUUUGCAAUGGUGAUGUAACUAGAUGCUAGUAAAACACAAUAGCUGGUUGAAAAUGUUGGAUGAUUGUUCAACGUUACAUCUCACAGAAACCUUAUCGUGGAUUAACAUUUUAGUUGAUCUGAAAGAACCUUAUUUUAAAUGCGAAAGCUUGUUACAGAUUUGAAAUUUAUGUAUUUAUCUAUAGCAUUAGAAAUUAUAAGAGUUGUUAGCUUCACUUGGCUUACUGUUGUGCUCAAAGCAACUUCAUCAUCAUACAGUAUGGUUUUGAUAUGCUCUUCCAUUAUCACUGAGCCUUAUGAUUAUGUUUUACGAGCUUAUAAUAUCACUGAUGGUGAUUCAGUAUUGUGAUUAUGUCCUUCGUUGAUUAUUCUGUUUCAUACAAGUCGUGUAAUUUGCUGUUUGUGACAGUACGAUAGAUCGACUCAACCUUCUGAGGUAUUAGUUGAAGUUCAUGUAAAUUAGCUUUGUUUAUCAUAGUAGCAUUUGAUUAUUGAUGCUCUGUAGCUAAUGAUAAGCCAUUGGAGGGAAGCAAGCUUUCUAAAUGAAUCUACGAAUGGAUGAUAAAGUUCAUGAAUAUUUUUGUUACUUCUGCAGUCAGAUCAUGAGUUAUUGAGUCUAUUGUUUUUUUAAGCCUGUUUCAGAUGAUCCAUCAUCAGUAACAACAUACACGGUGUAGUCCCAAAUCCAUCAUAUGCACCUUCUUUUCUUCAAUUUGGUCUUGUUUUUUUUUUCAUGAUGUCAUUGAAUUAUUCAAGAAGUCACUUCGAGCAUAAUGAUUUUUCAAAAUCCACCUUUGUUCAAGCACUACCACGUCUUUUCAUCUAGCCCACAACCGUGGUGGAGGAUCUAGAAUUUUCAUGAAAGGAUUCAAAAUUUACAAACAUAUAUAUACACUAUACACUAUGAAUCCACUAAUACUAGAUGGUGCACCUGUGCCCCCACUCAUGUGAAAGCUUAUUCUCAAUUUUUUAUUUUCCACAACUUAAAUACAGACCGCACAACUCCCGUGUCUUGUGUGCUCGUCGCUCAGCAUGCAAGUCGAGAAAAGAAAGACCAAAACAAUGAAAACUUUACGAAAAAUCAAAAAGUUGAAGGACUUUAACGUCGAGAUCUCUCGUAGAAAACCUCUUUUGUAAGGUUGCAUACAAUACUUUUUUUUCAGACUUUACUUAUGGUAUUAUACUGAAUAUGUUAUUGUUGUUAUAGUAGUUGAGUGACGUUUGAGGGAAUUUCUAGUCCGUUAAUCUUGUACUCAGUGUGUCUACUUUUCAAAAAAGUCAGUUUUUCAGUCUCUAAAACACAUUUAAAUAAGAGUUUCUUUGCCCAUCUUUUGUUCCUCAUCCUAGGCUUGGAGUCAACACAACACAACAACAAUGAAUUUCCAUUUUUCUUGUUUCUUUACUUCUCUCUUUAUCUCUUCCUAUGUUUGCCUCUUCGACGGUGUUAUUUCAGGGGUUCAAUUGGGAUUCGAGUAAUAAGCAAGGCGGAUGGUACAACUCUCUCAUCAACUUAGUUCCGGACUUGGCUAAAGCUGGAGUUACUCAUGUUUGGUUGCCACCAUCAUCUCACUCCGUUUCUCCUCAAGGUUAUAUGCCAGGAAGGUUGUAUGACUUGGAUGCUUCCAAGUUUGGAAAUCAGCAACAACUGAAAACUCUUAUUAAGGCUUUACAUGACCACGGGAUCAAAUCGGUUGCUGAUAUAGUGAUAAAUCAUAGAACUGCUGAUAACAAAGAUAGCAGGGGAAUAUACAGCAUCUUUGAAGGAGGAACAUCUGAUGACCGGCUUGAUUGGGGUCCAUCUUUCAUUUGCAAGAACGACACACAAUAUUCUGAUGGCACGGGGAAUCCAGACACGGGUUUGGACUUUGAACCUGCACCUGAUAUCGAUCAUCUUAAUACGAGAGUGCAGAAAGAGUUAUCAGACUGGAUGAACUGGCUGAAAUCUGAAAUUGGAUUUGAUGGUUGGCGUUUCGAUUUUGUUAGGGGAUAUGCACCUUGCAUUACCAAAAUUUAUAUGGGAAACACGUCCCCGGAUUUUGCUGUUGGUGAAUUGUGGAACUCUCUUGCUUAUGGCCAGGACGGGAAACCGGAAUAUAACCAGGACAAUCAUAGAAAUGAGCUAGUUGGUUGGGUAAAAAAUGCGGGGCGGGCUGUAACAGCUUUUGAUUUUACAACAAAGGGAAUUCUUCAAGCUGCAGUUCAAGAAGAGUUAUGGAGAUUGAAGGAUCCCAAUGGAAAACCUCCUGGGAUGAUCGGUGUUUUGCCUCGAAAAGCUGUGACUUUUAUCGAUAAUCAUGAUACUGGAUCGACACAAAAUAUGUGGCCUUUCCCUUCAGACAAAGUUAUGCAAGGAUAUGCAUACAUUCUUACUCAUCCAGGAAUCCCAUCCGUGUUUUAUGACCAUUUCUUUGAUUGGGGCUUCAAGGAUGGAAUUUCAGCACUAAUCUCUAUUAGGAAGAGGAAUAGGAUUUGUGCAACAAGCAAUGUGCAAAUAAUGGCUUCUGAUUCUGAUCUUUAUAUAGCAAUGAUUCAUCACAAAAUCAUUGUCAAGAUUGGACCAAAACUUGAUCUUGGAAAUCUUAUUCCACCUAAUUAUGAGGUGGCAACUUCUGGACAAGACUAUGCUGUAUGGGAGCAAAAGGCAUAAUCAUAUUGUACCACACUAAAAGGGACCAUGGCCACAAUGGUUCUCAUUAGUGUUAAUGUUAUAUGAUUGAAAAUGUAAUUUAUAUUGACAUAAUGAAGGCCAAAAAUUCAAGAAAUUAUAAACAAUUCAAUAGUCCUUGC